CACGGCAGCAACAAACUAAUCUUAGCCGGAGGCUGAAGUACUACUGAUCCAGUAUGGCAGGCGCGCCGAGGAUCAUGGCGGUUCUGGCGCUCGGGCUAGCUCUCCUCUGCGCUGCCGCCGGGCCGGCCGCCGCGCAGAACUGCGGCUGCCAGCAAGGCUACUGCUGCAGCAAGUACGGUUACUGCGGCCAGGGCGACCCCUACUGUGGCGAGGGGUGCCGGUCGGGUCCGUGCUACUCGGGGGGCGGUGGUGGUGGCGGCGGCCGUGGCGCCAACGUGGCUACCGUCGUCACCGACGCGUUCUUCAACGGCAUCAAGAACCGAGCUGGGGGCGGGUGCGAGGGAAAGAACUUCUACACGCGAGGCGCGUUCCUGAACGCCGCCAACAAGUACUCCGGCUUCGCCCACGGCGGCUCCGAGGUCGAGGGCAAGCGCGAGAUCGCCGCCUUCUUCGCGCACGUCACGCACGAGACCGGACAUUUCUGCUACAUCAGCGAGAUCAACAAGGGCAACAGCUACUGCGACGCCAGCAACAGGCAGUGGCCGUGCGCAGCGGGGAAGAAGUACUACGGGCGCGGCCCGCUGCAGAUCUCGUGGAACUACAACUACGGCCCUGCCGGGAGGGACAACGGCUUCGACGGGCUCGGGAACCCGGACGCGGUGGCGCAGGACCCCGUGAUCGCGUUCAAGACAGCGCUCUGGUUCUGGAUGAACAACGUGCACAGGGUGAUGCCGCAGGGUUUCGGCGCCACCACCAGGGCCAUCAACGGCGCCCUCGAGUGCAACGGCAAGAACCAAGCACAGAUGAACGCGAGGGUGGGCUACUACAGGCAGUACUGCCAGCAGCUCGGCGUCGACCCGGGCAGCAACCUCACCUGCUAGAGGUGCUGCUUGGGUUCAUGGAUGCAUGCGUGCUUUGCUCGAGAAGGAAUAAGUACUUGGUGUUCAUACACUCUUGGGUACUGUCGCCUGUGGUGGAACCCGGAGUGUAACAAGUACACACGUACUAGUAGUUGUAAGAAUAAUGCAGGGGUUGGGCCUGCUAGUUGGACCUGAUAAUGAAACAGUUUGUAAUGUAGUAUGCAGAUUGCUGCGUUUGUACGUGUAUGUAAUGGUCACAGCAGAAAUUAAUGACCUUAGUUAUUAUUAUUGAACGAAUGUGCUACAAGAACUGA
This is a messenger RNA of Panicum hallii, 1174 nucleotides long. Its product is annotated as endochitinase A-like. Gene Ontology annotation, molecular function: chitin binding; chitinase activity. Gene Ontology annotation, biological process: cell wall macromolecule catabolic process; carbohydrate metabolic process; chitin catabolic process. Lineage: Eukaryota; Viridiplantae; Streptophyta; Magnoliopsida; Poales; Poaceae. The transcript is spliced from 2 exons. The record is from RefSeq and is a predicted model, not a curated record. Bases 54 to 881 code for a protein of 275 amino acids.